CGACAGCCGACAGCUCCUCAGACCUUUACGGACAAUUUUAUUCUCACGUGGUUAAGGAGAGGGUGCGUGUAGUACCACGAAAAAGAGACAAAAUGAUGUUUAGUUUCAAAUGGAAAUUAAUGACCAUUAAAACUCGCUAACGGGAAAUGGUGGACCGUCGGCCAGCAAACCGGAAUAUUUUAUUUAUGUCCGGAGUAUUUCGUAAUUUGUAUUCUACUGCUCAUGCCUCAUGUCACAAUUUUAUUUGGGGGAAAACUGACGUGUGUUGAGAGUUUUGGUGUCGAAAGAGCGCAUUUAGAAACGAUAGUUUUUUUUUGUCGAAUACUUAUCCGCAGCCAAAUUAUUCAUUUAUUAACAUUAUGCAUAGUAGACGAAAAAUGAAAUACCGCCUGGAAGACGUACAUUUAUAACCAUUAUUAUUGUCAAACACAUUUGUCUAAAGGUGUCCAAUAUCCCCUUUCAAUAACAAGGACCCAAUAAAAAGCCGAAAGAAUGGCUCAAGUUGUGGGGCAGAAAAGACGGGGCAUUAGUUGUAACGAAACAUCCUCCAGUGGGCCUACCCAAUUGUCAGCCCUGGGCUCGGCGCCUGGUACCCUUACAGAUGAACUUGCUGCAUUAUUUGAAUGUCCAGUAUGUUUUGAAAUAGUUUUACCACCAAUAAUGCAAUGUCAGGUUGGGCAUUUGGUCUGCGCCAGUUGCCGACCUAAAUUAUCCUGUUGCCCAACAUGUCGUGGUACAUUAGGAAAUAUAAGAAAUCUAGCAAUGGAAAAAGUAGCCAAUAAUUUGAUGUUUCCCUGCAAACAUAAGUCAACUGGAUGCAGAAUGUCAUUAGGUUUAAAUGAAAAGGCAGAACACGAAGAAGUUUGUGAAUUUCGUCCUUAUAGUUGCCCUUGUCCGGGUGCCUCCUGCUCCUGGCAAGGGCAAUUAGAUAAAGUGAUGGUUCAUUUACAACAUUCCCAUAAGAAUAUAACCACACUUAAUGGUGAAGACAUAGUUUUUUUAGCGACUGAAAUUAAUUUAGCCGGAGCGGUUGAUUGGGUGAUGAUGCAGAGUUGCUUUGGUCAUCAUUUUAUGUUAGUAUUGGAGAAACAAGAGAAGAGCGAUGGACACACACAGUUUUUCGCUAUUGUUCAACUUAUUGGGUCUCGAAAGCAAGCAGAAAGGUUUGCGUAUAGAUUGGAAUUAAACGGCAAUCGACGUCGUUUAAUUUGGGAAGCCAUGCCGCGGUCCAGCCACGAGGGGGUCGCGUCGGCGAUAAUGGGAUCUGAUUGCCUGGUCUUUGACAACUCAAUUGCCCAACAUUUUGCGGAUAAUGGAAAUUUGGGUAUAAACGUUACCAUUUCAUUAGUGUGCUAAAUAGUUUUGUCAAAAAUUGGUUAUUUAUAAGACUUAUUAGUUAGUUCUAGUUCGGUUGUAUAUAUACAUAUAUUUCUACUUAUUUCAAUACCUAUGAUACUGAUUAUAUUUCCUUUAUUGUGUUAUAUGUAUUUUGAAAUUUGAUUUUUAAAAAUUUACACUGUGUCCAUGAAUAUAAACUGAUCUAGGUUUUUACUGUCUGAGGAAAAACAUCCUCCACGCAAAGCACUACGAAAGUGAAGCGACUAUUUACAAUUUCUGCGUAUGUUUCUUUAAAUUCCCUAUUGUAAAUACACUUAGAAAUGCUUUGAGUGACGGAUUGUUUAAAAAGAAAAGUUGCUUUUGCAAACUUGAAGAUAAUAUAAUAUCUCAAUUAGGUAUUAACUAACAAUUGUGAUAUAAAAGUACAGUUAACUGGUUCCAUGUAACAUAGUACCUACACUAUCAAAAAGGAUAAUUUUUAUUAUUAUUUGAGCUAUAUCGUUUAAAGCGCUGUUAUGUCGAUUGGUUCUUGGAAUGACUCAACUGUCCACUAUUAAGUGUGUUUUGUUGGUGGCAAUCUAGCAGAAUCUUUCAGGGAUGACGUCCCAAAAAAUUACAAAUAGACUGAUUUUAUUAUUUAUAAUUAUAUUGAUGUUUCAUGUGUAUGGAUAUGUAAUUAUUGUAAGUAUGAAUGGAGGUGUUUGUAACAAAAAAGGUUUCUCCUUAUAUCAACUGAGAUUAGCUGUCUAUUGUUUUUAAGUAUUCAAUUUUCCCAUUUUCCUACGAAGUCUGGGCUUACGAGAAAACUGGUGUACAAAAAUCGCUUUAGCCUAGCUGGUGAAUCUAGAUUGCCGCUGGUUUGUCUUUAUCGAAUUAAAGGCUAAUCAAAAAGUGCAGUUUAAUUCAUAGAAAUAAGCCUUAAGCGUUGCUUCCACUUAAAAACCAAAUAAAAUUUUAUGAACUACACUGCACUAGGUCUAUUUUUUAGCUUAAGGAAUUUAUGUAAUUGCGAUAAAUUAAAAUU
Molecule: messenger RNA, 2362 nt
Organism: Cylas formicarius (sweet potato weevil)
Lineage: Eukaryota; Metazoa; Arthropoda; Insecta; Coleoptera; Brentidae
Product: E3 ubiquitin-protein ligase SIAH1A-like
Exons: 4
Coding region: 493-1356 (287 amino acids)
Biological process (GO): proteasome-mediated ubiquitin-dependent protein catabolic process; multicellular organism development
Cellular component (GO): cytoplasm
Molecular function (GO): ubiquitin protein ligase activity; ubiquitin conjugating enzyme binding; zinc ion binding
Source: RefSeq, a predicted model, not a curated record